UCAUACGGUUAGACCAUGUGUUUAAAUUAAUGACGAUCGAUUAAUCCCGAAAAGAAUGAGUACUUUCAUACAUAACAUACAAAUUAAAGAUGGGGAGUACACUAAAACAAUUUAUACUAUGAUAAAAGAGCAACGAUACGUGGAGACAAUACACGUAUUAACUGUGCUAUUGGAUUCUAAUGCUAGUUCGAGACAGUGUUUGUCGCUUUUGGCUUAUUGUUAUUAUUACACCCAAGAUUUCUUAUCAUCAGCAAGUUGUUACGAAAAGUUGGUGCAAAUAUGUCCAGAAGAAGCUUUGUACAAAUUGUAUCACGCACAAGCUUUGCAUCAGGCUUGUUUAUAUCAAGAGGCUUGGACAGUUUGCGCGAGUAUUGCAAACAAUAACAUCGUCGAAAACAAAGUAAAAAAACUCCAAGCAGCCAUUAAAUAUGGACAAGAAGAUACUGUAGCUGCCAAAAGCUAUGUUGACCAAUGUCCUCUUGAUGAUGUUGAUACAGAAAUUAAUUUCGGUUGCUUGUUGUAUCAGGAAGGAGAGUAUGAACAAGCAUUGAGGAAGUUUUCUAAUGCUUUACAAGUAGCUGGUUUUAGGCCACAUUUGUCAUAUAAUGUAGCUUUAUGCUACUAUAAAUUGAAAGAAUAUGCAGCAUCAUUGAAACAUAUUGCUGAUAUAAUUGAGCAAGGAAUUAGAGAACAUCCUGAGCUUAGCGUUGGAAUGACGACUGAAGGUAUAGAAGUUAGAAGUGUUGGUAAUACUUGGACUUUACAUGAAACAGCGCUGACAGAAGCUUUCAAUUUAAAAGCUGCUAUAGAAUAUCAGUUGAAGAAUUAUGCAGCAGCCAAGGAAGCACUAACAGAUAUGCCACCACGUUCAGAAGAAGAAUUAGAUGCUGUAACUUUACACAACCAAGCUCUUAUAAACAUGGAUUCUAAGCCAAACGAAGGGUUUGAAAAAAUGCAAUUUUUAUUGCAAAAAAAUCCAUUUCCAUCAGAAACAUUUGCUAAUAUAUUACUACUUUAUUGCAAGUAUCAAUAUUAUGACUUGGCAGCUGAUGUGCUGGCUGAAAAUGUACAUUUGACUUACAACUAUCUGAGUCCAUACCUGUACGAUUUCCUGGACGCUCUGAUAACUCAGCAGACGUCGCCCGACGAGGCCUACCGGAAAUUCGACGAUCUGGCCAACAAGCACACGGAGGUGCUGCGCAAGGCCACGAAGCAGGUGCAGGAGGCCCGACUGAAUCACGACGAGAACGCCGUGAAGAAGGCCGUGAACGACUACGAGGACGCCCUGGAGCGCUACGUGCCGGUCCUCAUGGCCCAGGCCAAGAUAUUCUGGGACCUGAGCAACUACACGCAGGUCGAGAAGAUCUUCAAGAAGAGCGUGGAGUUCUGCAACGAGCACGAGAUCUGGAAGCUCAACGUCGCCCACACGGUCUUCAUGCAGGAGAACAAGUUCAAGGACGCGGUCGGCUUCUACGAGCCGAUCGUCAAGAAAAAAUACGACAAUAUUUUGGACGUGAGCGCGAUAGUUUUGGCUAAUUUAUGCGUCAGUUACAUCAUGACCAAUCAAAACAGCGAGGCCGAGCAGCUGAUGAAAAAAAUCGAGAAAGAGGAGGAGACGGUCGCCUUCGAGGAGCAGGACAAGAAGCUGUUUCACCUGUGCAUCGUGAAUCUCGUCAUCGGCACGCUCUACUGCGCCAAGGGCAAUUACGAAUUCGGAAUAUCGCGAGUGAUGAAGAGCCUCGAGCCCUACAACAAGAAGCUCGGCACCGACACCUGGUACUACGCGAAACGCUGCUUCCUGUCGCUCUUCGAGCAGUUGGCCAAACAACUCGUCGUCCUGAAGGACAACACGCUGCAGGAUUGUAUACAAUUUUUCGAGCACUGCGAAGUUUACGGAAGAGACAUACCGACGGUAUUGGAGCCACUUUUUGAUUUGCAAGAGAUGCCACCGAUGCCGAAAGCCAAAGAAACCGUUACUUACGAAGCGAGAUAUUUGAAAGCCUUAUUUUUAAAAUACCAAAUGACUUGAAGAUCAGCCGUUACGAUGAUU
Molecule: messenger RNA, 2050 nt
Organism: Trichogramma pretiosum
Lineage: Eukaryota; Metazoa; Arthropoda; Insecta; Hymenoptera; Trichogrammatidae
Gene: Ttc30
Product: tetratricopeptide repeat protein 30A
Exons: 9
Coding region: 56-2029 (657 amino acids)
Biological process (GO): intraciliary transport
Cellular component (GO): intraciliary transport particle B; axonemal microtubule
Molecular function (GO): protein binding; intraciliary transport particle B binding
Source: RefSeq, a predicted model, not a curated record